Molecule: messenger RNA, 6681 nt
Organism: Physella acuta
Lineage: Eukaryota; Metazoa; Mollusca; Gastropoda; Physidae
Product: A disintegrin and metalloproteinase with thrombospondin motifs 9
Biological process (GO): extracellular matrix organization; proteolysis
Molecular function (GO): metalloendopeptidase activity; zinc ion binding
Source: RefSeq, a predicted model, not a curated record
AUGUCAGUCGUCAGAUGUCAUGAGAUGAAGUUGUUGGAGGUCGCGCCGGACAUGUUGAACAGCUUUGAGUCACGCCCAGCUAGGAAUCAUGGAGUUCCAAAUCCACUAGCAUCAACCUUGAAGACAUCGGUGCUCUCUGAGACACCCAACGUGUUCCGUGACGCCAGCGGGUACCUCGUGUAUGAUGACAGGAAGGGCACGGCCUAUCCGUCAUACGCGGAGCGUCAUCUAGCAAAGGACUGGAUUAUUCCUUCAUCCAGCAACACGGAUGAUGGAUCCGUCAAAACGGAUUAUGUUCGAAGCAGCGAGAAAAGUCCCGAUGACUUAAAACUUAGGCAAAGUCCUAACGAAAGUGACAGCAAUGUGAACCAUUUCCAAAGCUGGGAGGGUUUUUCCUCCAGCGAAGACUUUGAAAACAGGCCACUAAUGCUGACAGUGAACGCCCCGGGGGUGUUUGAAAGAGCCGUGACUCUGGUUCUGUCGCACGUCUCGGAGUUUCUCUCCCCCGGGUUCGUCAUCCAGAGGGUGCAGGGCAACGUGUCGUGGCUGGAGGAGGUGCAGGAGCCAGGAGUGGAUUGUUAUUAUUCUGGGAUCGUCUUGGAGCACCCAGAUGAGUCCAACGUGGCGAUAAGCAUCUGUGAUGGCGUGAGAGGCGUGAUCCAGCUGCAAGGAGACAAGUUCAUCAUAGAGCCGGUCAAGAACGUCUCCGUACCGUCCACAUCCGGUGCCAACGCCAGCAAGGUGCCGUCCGUGUUCGCUCUGUACUCGCUGCAGCAGAAGACGCACACCAUCAGUAAACUGUCUGCACAAAACGCACAUAGUCCAUCCAAUUGUAGUAUUACUGAAAAUUUCAAACAUCACCGAUUAAAGCCCCUGCUAGAAAAACUAGCCAUAUUAAACAAUCGUGUAUAUAGUACCAAAUAUGAACAAUAUAAGAACAGAGGCAAAGGUCAAGGCGACCGCGUCUGGAAAAAUGGAGGAAAAAAUGCCAGAGGACGCAGAAAGAGGUCGGUGGGCAUCUCAGAGAAGCACACGGUGGAGACCCUGGUGGUGGCCGACUCCAAGAUGUAUCAGCACCACGGGGAGGACUUGAAGCACUACGUGCUCACCCUGAUGUCGGUGGUGAAAAACAUUUAUCAGCAUCCUUCAAUAGGCAACUACAUCAAUGUUGUUGUUGUUAGACUUAUUAUCUUUGAAUCAUCAUGGGAAACUCCCUUCAAAGUCUCCACCAACGCAGCUUCCAUGUUAAAGGAUUUCUGUCAGUGGCAGAAAACAAUUAACAGUGUAGAGAACCAUCAUGACACAGCCAUACUUAUCACGAGAGAGGAUAUAUGUAGAGCAGUGGGCAAGUGUGAUACACUAGGAUUAGCAGAGCUUGGAACCAUCUGUGAUAUUAAUAGAAGCUGUUCCUUAAUUGAAGACAAUGGGAUCAGUGCCGCCUUCACUAUAGCUCACGAGUUAGGUCAUGUAUUCAAUCUACCUCAUGAUGAUGACAAACAAUGCACAGAGCUAUUACCUGAAGAUCAGAAAUCAGCAUUCCAUGUUAUGGCCCCAACUCUUGACUACAAUGCAAGCCCAUGGGAUUGGUCAAUUUGCAGUUCAAGACUUAUUACAGAAUUUAUCGAAGCUGGAUAUGCUCAUUGCCUACUUGAUGGAAAUAAAGUCAAAACUUAUACACAUUCAUUGAAAGACUUCAAAGAGCCAGGCUGGACAUAUUCAGCUGACAAGCAGUGUGAACUUGUGUUUGGACCAAACUUUGUUAUAUGCCCACAGUCAAUGACAUUGCAUCAUCCAGUUUGCCGAAGACUUUGGUGCACACCAAGUAAUGGUACGGAUACAGGCUGUCGCACUAAACAUAUGCCAUGGGCUGAUGGCACACCGUGUGGUGAAGGCAAGAUAUGCAUGCAAGGUUCAUGUAAGCAGGUUCCUGAAUCUAAACCUAAAGCAAUAAAUGGUGGCUGGGGGAAUUGGAGUGCUUUUGGUGGCUGUUCUCGAACAUGUGGUGGAGGAGUAAAGACAAAGUAUCGUGAAUGCACAAAUCCUGUACCACAAAAUGGUGGCAAAUAUUGCUUAGGUUUUAGAGAGAAAUUCAAAUCUUGCAAUAUUAAGCCUUGUGAUGAGAACGCCCAAGAUUUCAGAGAAGCUCAGUGUGAAAGUGACGUGAUGAGAAAAAAAUUUGAAUACCAUGAUUCUGCUGCGAACUCCACUUGGAAGCCAAAGUUUUCUGGAGUGUAUACUAGGUUUGCUUGUAGGUUAUACUGCAAUGCACAAAAAAAUUCAACUCUUACCCAGCUCUCAAAAAAUGUAAUUGAUGGAACCAAAUGUGGAGAAUACACUGAUGACAUCUGUAUCAAUGGCCGCUGUUGGGCAGUGGGAUGUGAUAACAGAUUAGGAUCAUCUGUGAAACGAGAUUCAUGUGGAAUUUGUGGAGGGGAUGAUAUGACCUGCCGUACAGUGACAGGAACUUUUAAUAAUGCUAUAUAUGGUUACAAUUAUAUAGCUACCAUUCCAAGUGGUGCUACAGCUAUAAAGAUAAUUCAAUAUGGGCCUUAUGGGAAUUCUAGGCUCUUCAUAGAUGAUGACAAUUAUUUAGCACUUCAAGACUCACAAAAUCGCUACAUCCUCAAUGGGGAGUUUCUAGUAAGGACUGAUCUAUUUAAAGUAAAAGUGAAAGGGGCACAGCUUGAAUAUACAGGUUGUGGAAAGACUGUGGAAAACAUUACUACAAAUAUGAUAAUUGGAGAGGAUAUCAAACUUUUUGUACUUUCUGUUGGAAAGAUGAAUCCUCCGAAUAUCACCUAUUCUUACAGAAUUUCAGUAACUAAAAAAGUUGUAUGGAAAAACAAAGAUUGGAGCAAAUGCAGUGCAGUAUGCAAUGGGGAAAGGAGGAGCAUUGCCAGAUGUGUCCGUGAAGAGGAUGAUCACAUAGUAACGCCUAAUAUGUGUAAGGAUUUAGUGCGACCACCUCGUGUGACUGAGCAUUGUAACACAGACUGUACUGUUAGCUGGCGUGUACUAAGCAAAGAAGAAUGUCCAGUAAGAUGUGGCACAGGGAUGAGGUACCAAGCAGUUCAUUGCAUUAAACAAGUUGGCUUCAAAACAGCAGAAAUUGUAAACGACAAAGAAUGUGUUAGACUGCAUGGUGUCAAACCUGACGCAUAUGUUCCAUGUGAAGGCAAGUGUCUUGCCACCUACUGGACUUAUACAGACUGGUCACAGUGCUCAACAUCAUGUGGUGAGGGGUUACAGACCCGCCAAGCUAAAUGUGUUGAUGAAUCAGGAAGGGAACAUUCUGAUACAGAGUGUGAUGGCAAAGAGAAGACACUAUCUCGUGUGUGCAAGUCAGAAGAAUGUGCAGACUGGUCUACUGGCAACUGGCUUGGGUGUUCUGUCACUUGUGGAAAUGGCUAUAAACAAAGAAAAGUGUGGUGUGAUCAAGCUGGGCAGAAAGUUGAUGAGGCAAAAUGUAGCAAGAAGAAACCUUACAGCAAGAAGGACUGCAACUUGCAGGAAUGCCAUGAAUGGUUUCCUGGUGGAUGGGGACCGUGUUCUGUAACUUGUGAUAGAGGAAUAAGCAUGAGAGCUGUUAAGUGUCGUGUAGGUGAAAAACUGCAAGAUGACAGUUUUUGUGAUUCUAGCCUGAAACCUGAUGACACACGCCAAUGCUACAUGGGAGCUUGUCCCACACCAAAACCUAAACCCACAAUCACGUCACAAGCUGUGGGAGCAUACUGGAAAUUUGGCAGUUGGACAGAGUGUUCUGCUACUUGUGGGAGUGGUAAGAAGCAACGAGCUGUCAGCUGUCAAGAUAAUAAUGGAAACAAAGUGAAUGAAAAUCAAUGCUCCCAUCUAACUAAGCCAGAAAGUGUUGACAACUGCAUGCUCAAACCUUGUGGAGAAUGGCAUUAUGGAGUUUGGAGUGAUUGUUCUGUCACAUGUGGUGAUGGCAUUCAGACGAGAUUUCUCACAUGUACCUUCAACCAACAACAUCAAGAUGUCAAGUUCUGUGACAUUACAACAAAGCCAGAGACUGAAAUCAGAUGUAACAGAGGCACUUGUAUAGGUGUUGAUGAUCUCAGUAUUGCAGUUAUCACCAGCAACAAAGUUGUUGGCACGCAUCACUGGAGAGUUGGAUCAUGGAGUGCUUGUUCAACCACCUGUGGUUCUGGUUGGGAAAGACGUGUUGUUUUGUGCAGGGAUGAACGUGGACCCAGUGAAGAGUGUGAUAGAAAGGUGAAGCCAGAUGAGUUUAGAAGCUGUAACAAUGGUGAAUGUCCUAAAUGGACUGCUUACACAUGGUCUAAUUGUUCUGCUGUCAAGUGCAAUGAGGAAGGUCAGCAAAGCAGACUAGUCGUUUGCCAGCUGCAUAAUGGUGACAUAAUAGCCAACUCUUACUGCGACCAAAGAUCAAAGCUUUCAGAGACCCAAGACUGUAAAGGUCCCUGUGAUCAAUCUACUGAGGGCACUUGGAAAAAAGGACAAUGGUCUGCGUGUUCAGUUAGCUGUGGUGAAGGCUACCGUAGAAGGCACAUGAUAUGUGUGAACAGUGAGGACGAGGAAAUAUCAGAGAGUCACUGUGGCAACAAAACAAAUACAUUAAAGAAAUGUGUAGAAAACUGCCACACCUGGCACACAGGAAAUUGGAGCAAGUGCAGUGCCAAAUGUGGAAUGGGAGAGCAAAGGAGAGAAUUGCAGUGCCAAGACAGUAUGCAGAAAGUUGUUUCCAAAUCACUUUGUGAACAUCUACCCAAGCCUGCAACAUCUUCCCCUUGUAGCAUUAAAGAAUGUCCUUUAUUCAAGUGGGUGCCGGCAGCAUGGUCAGAGUGUUCCAAGACAUGUGGUUUUGGUCGUAAACACCGGUCAGUGACCUGUGUGGAUAUGAACUCCACCAGAGUGUCAUCCCACCUGUGUGAUAAUGAAGGCAAGCCAAAAGUGAUGAGGAGAUGCAAUGAGUUCCCUUGUCCAUACAUGUGGAACACUGGACCUUGGAGUGAGUGCUCUUCUACUUGUGGUGAGGGGAAACAACUAAGGACAGUGGUGUGUCAAGCAGUCACAAAGGAAGGCUGGAUCUUACCUGGAGAGGUUCUUUAUGGAUGCAGACCUGAAGAAAAACCUAGUACUGCUCGAUAUUGCAGCUAUGGUGACUGUAAUGCUAAAAGUCACUGGACAGUUGGGUCAUGGUCUAAAUGUUCUGCCGAUUGUGGAAAUGGUAAACAAUUUAGACAGGUUACAUGUGUUGAUAAAGACAGACAUAAAACUCAGCGGAAUAACUGUCUACCCCUUUUUAAGCCUGUGAGAACUCGGCCUUGUAAUAAUGGACAUUGUUAUGCUACUUCAUGUAGGGAAUUCAAAAAACUUACAACCAUUCGUAAAGAUGGAGACUACCAAUUAAAAAUAGGAGAUCAGCUAAUCAAGAUAUAUUGUAAGGACAUGCAGAAGAAGCACCCUAAAGAGUAUAUUUCUUUAAAGCAAGGUCCAGGAGAGAAUUACUCAGAGAUGUUUGACAAGAAGCUGAAAACUCCCAACACUUGCCCUUUUAAUGGCCUCCGUCCAGAUGUAGAUUGCCCAGAAUGCCUUAAAAAGCCUUAUGAACAGAGUGGAAAUACAUCUUUUUCCAAAAUCAGAAUUGACCUAUCUACACUUACAAUCAUACCUACAGAUGCUGAGUUCAGUAGUACUCACAUGGGAAGUUUUGUACCAUUUGCAACAGCUGGAGAUUGUUACAGUUCUAGCAAUUGUCCCCAGGGCAGGUUCAGCAUUAACUUAGUAGAUACUGGGUUUAUUGUGUCAGUUAAUACUACAUGGAAUCUUCAAGGUAACAGAGCAUCCCAAAGGAUAUGGAGGUUACGAGACGGACAAAUAAUUAGGGGUGUGUGUGGAGGCUAUUGUGGAAAAUGUUCAACUGAUUUAAGCAUUGGACUGAAACUAGAAGUUUUAAAAUGAGUUUCAGCUUGUUUAUCUUUUGUCAAAAGAUUCAUCAAUAGUGAGAGAAAUAUUCUCUGUGAUGAGCUGACCGAGCAAAUAUACAACUUCAGUAUGAGGAUAACUGUAUACUGAUGAAAAAUCAGGUGCUUCUUCUCAAAUGGCUGGUGCUACGCAGAUCUCAGGUACCCUAAAAGGCCAAAAAUAUAUAUUCUCUCCAAGGAAAGGCUGUUCAAACUAAAGGCAUUUAAAAGAAUUUUUUCUGUCCUUGAAAGAAGAUGGAAACCAGGCCUAUAGAUUUUAUCUAGUUUGUGAAAUAAGACUAUUGAAACUGUAGGCUUGUAGUUUUCUCCUAAAGUAUCUCAUGUAAAUAUGUGGCUGCUAUUUUUUUAUUCACUCAAAAGUUUAACUAAUUUGAGAAAAAAACAAAAUUUUGCUUACAUUAUGAAAAAUAUUGAUAAACAUAAUACUGAACAUUUUAUUAUGCUUCUGUCAAUGGACCUUUUUAUAAAUGUAUGUUUAUAAAUCAUUUUAACCAAAUUUUUGUGGGGUUUGUAGGUCAAUAUUUUUAAUCUGUGAAAAAUACUGUGCAUAACCCCUUGUCAGCUUGAAAGUUUUUUUCUUAAUGUAAACUGUUUAAAUUUCUGAGUUUUAUUAGGAAUUUAUGGUGUGUACAUUUUGUAUCAUCUUUGAAAUUAUUGUCUAAUAUGCAUCAAUUGUCUAAUUUAUUUCAAUAUAUUUAUUUCUUUUACUUAUAGU